AUGCCUCGCCGCAAAGUCCACCAUCUCGCGGAGGAUCCUAUUGCUCCCGACGAGACUGCCCACGAUGGAGAUAUCGCGGAAGACGACAUCGCACGCCGACAGACGGAACCCGUUGCGCGGGAACGAGACCAGCACACACUUGCCAUGGUUCUUCAGCAUGUCGAUGCCGUACUGGAACGCUGCCUGGCUCUCCGGCAGGAUGAUGACGGCGUCGAGGCCCAUCUCGCCGCGGUGCUGCUUGCCGUCUUGCGCGCCGAUCUCCUCGACGAUGCUCUGCGCCGACUCGACGCGCGCUGGUCUGUCGGCGUUGUCGACCCCGUACACCCGCAGGCCCAUCUUGGUUGCGAACUGCAAACCCAGAUGGCCCAGUCCGCCGCCACAGCCGAUGAUGCCGAUGCGCUGGCCAGGGUAAAGUCCGGCUUUCUUGAGCGCCGCGUAGAUGGUCACGCCAGCGCACAUGAGCGGCGCGGCGUCGACGGCGCCCAUCUCGUCCGGCAAGGGGGCUACCUGCCUGCAGUCGACGACGGCAUACUCGCGGAACCCGCCGUCGAUGCCGAUGCCAUUGGUGCGGAUGCGCGGGCAGUAGACGGAGUAUCCUCUGCCGUCGCUGUCAGGACGACUCUCGUCCAGACACUCAUCACACUCCCCACAGGGAUGGAACGCGCGACUGCCGACGCCAACGCGAUCGCCGAGCCGGAAUCCCGCUGCUGCUGCGGGAGAAUCGGGGUCCUGGGGCAGCGCGACCACCGUGCCGACAUACUCGUGGGAUCCGACGUGCGGGAACGAGACCGGAUUGCCGGGCAUCUCGCCCGCGGCAAGCACGAAAUCGGUGUGGCAGUAGGAAGCGGCGUCGACGCGGAUGAGCAGGUCGUAGGGCGAGGUGAGGGUUGGAAGGGGGGCGUCUGUGGAGAGACGGUAGGGGGUGUUGUAGGCGUCGAGGAGUUGUGCUUUCAUUGUUGGGGGGAGGGCAGUCGUUGA
Rasamsonia emersonii CBS 393.64 is the source of this 978-nucleotide messenger RNA. RefSeq lists its product as uncharacterized. Bases 1 to 978 code for a protein of 325 amino acids. The record is from RefSeq and is a predicted model, not a curated record. Lineage: Eukaryota; Fungi; Ascomycota; Eurotiomycetes; Eurotiales; Trichocomaceae. The transcript has 2 exons.